UAAAAUAUAGCUCCACCCACCGAGCCUCAAUAGGUUAAAAUGAGCACACCAGCGCACUCUCGGCCGCCAUGACAUGCAGAUGCCAUGCUGAUUACAAGAUUCCGUAAUGGCUGGGGGGCGCCCAGAACCCCUUGGAUGGAAGAAAUUAAGCGCCCGUCGCUGUUCAAGCGUUAGCGCCACCCACUUUUCCAGAAUCCUAGGCGGCGCAGCCAGAUUCAAACAGUGAUUGCAGAAAAUGUCUGUUGUUAUAGUAAUUAAAUUGUUAAAAAUUUCCGGGUGUUAUUGUAGGUACGUAUGCUUAGCAGUAGCUGUUGUUUAGAUGGACAUUGAGCUAAGGGUGAAUUCACACCAUGUGAAAAAUUUCUGUGUGUGGGAAGUAGACUGCCUACUUGCAUUAUGCUGAAUAAACACUGCUAAAAGAUUUCAUGUAAUUUUAAAGACGCAAUAGUUAAUCCCAACUUUUACGAUGUAUUCUAGAUUUUCCUUUCACUGCAAUCUAUUCAAAUAUUUUAAUUUUACGUACGGCCUGGUGUAUGGCUUCUCUAAGCAGUUUUGACUAAAUUAAUACGUAAUUUAUAUGUAAUUGUUACAAAUCCUUCAUUAGCAUUACCUACUCCUAUUAUUUCUGUACAUGUACACAUUUGAAAGGCAUGACAACGUCACUGUUUUCAGGUAUACCACAGACCAAUGAUGUAUUAAGUGAAUGUGGGAAGGUGAUGUGAGGUUUCAAAAGCAGAGAUAAAACGCAUCUGAGAAUACGCUGUGAAGAGGCUGAGGACCUAAUGCAGGCGCGUCCCAAAUAGAUUCUCUCUGCCCGGUAAAUAGGUUGCACGAGAACCUCCGAACCCCACAAGAUUGUAACUGCGCACUUUAUCUCUACAAUUGAAAUAAUUAAUCGCAUUUUUUAAAUCACUUAAUCUCCCCUUAACCUCCGUGGCAAUGAGGAGUACUUGUGCGCUGUUGCCUUUGACAUACCUGGCUACCAACUUGCAGAAUUCGCGAGCUCGAGUGUACAAUGACUCGUUGUUUGAGAGAAUUGCUGAAGCUGCUGCGAACAGGUCAAGUUUUUACACUUUGGACGACAACACUUUGGCCGAUUUGCAGUUUCUGAUCGGAAAGAAGAAAUAUGGUGCAGAAUCUCAGAAUCCGACCAUCAAAUCUCUAUUAAUCAUAGCUUACUCAUUCAUUAUAAUCAUCUCCCUCUUUGGAAAUAUUCUCGUUUGCCACGUCGUGAUAAAAAAUAAAAGGAUUCAUUCUGCCACAAGUUUGUUCAUCGUGAAUCUGGCUAUCGCUGACAUCCUUAUUACCCUCCUCAACACCCCAUUCACUUUGGUGCGUUUUGUGAACAGUACCUGGGUAUUCGGAAAAGGCAUGUGCCACAUCAGUAGAUUUGUGCAGUAUUGCUCCUUACACGUGUGCACACUCACAUUGACUGCCAUAGCACUGGAUAGACGGCAGGUUAUUUUACAUCCAUUAAAGCCAAGAAUGUCCACAAUGCGAGGCGUAGUCUGCAUUGCAGUGAUUUGGUUGAUGGCUACCUGUUUUUCCCUCCCCCACGCAAUCUACCAGAAGUUAUUCACAUUUGUGUACAGCAAAGACAUACUGCGCUGUCUGUGUCUCCCAGAUUUCCCUGAGCCCUCAGAUCUCUACUGGAAGUACAUUGACCUGGCGACUUUCAUACUGUUGUACAUGCUACCACUCCUCAUCAUAACUGGGGCCUACACCACCGUGGCCAAGAGGUUAUGGCGGCGAAAUGCCAUCGGUGAUGUAACCACAAAGCAGUAUUUUGCCCACCGAAAGAAGAAGAAGAAGACAAUCAAGAUGCUGAUGGCAGUGGUUGCAGUGUUUGCCAUCUGCUGGUUCCCCCUCAACUGCUAUGUGGUGCUUAUCUCUAGCCAGGUCAUCCACACAAGCAAUGCCCUCUACUUCUCCUUCCACUGGUUUGCCAUGAGCAGCACCUGCUACAACCCAUUUAUCUAUUGCUGGCUCAAUGACAGUUUCCGUGCUGAGUUGAAGUACCUGGCGGGCAUGUGCCGGAAGACCCCGUGCAGGGCACCAAUGCGCUCGCAGCCCACCACAGCCCCCAUUCACCGUGUUGCAUGGGCUGAGAGCCAUGCUGCCUCCUCUCACACCCAGGCAAAGGAGAGUCAUGGCCUGCACUCCACCUCCCACACCCAAUCCGGUAAAACGGACAUCCUCUCUGUGGAGCCCAUCGUGGCUGUCAGCUAAAUCUCCCAGAUGGUGGCUGCCAGAUGAAGACCCCUCCUCUAUUCAUCUACCUUCAAAUAAACUGCCCCAUGCAUCCUUAUUGUCAAAAAAUUCACAUUGACUGCACAACAUGGGUUGAGGGUCACAGUUUGAGUCAUUUAUAAUGAUAUAUGUUCAUAUAUAUGCACACUGUCCCACAGCCAUAUCCCUCUGAGGCAUUUCCUGCUAUACUGCUGAAGAAUCGUACAGCUGGGCAUUGUUACUUGAUUGUGGGAACUGGAAGUACUAGGCUGCUUUUCCUGGAAGUAAUCUUUGUACUGGACCAAGUAGGAAAUAAAUUCAGUUUUCUACCACAACAAAAGUGAUAUUGUGCUGUAGUCAGUAUAUUUUGGAAAAUAUUUUUAUCAAGGUCUUGAUUCAUCAUGGUAUGUAAGGCAGAAUGUGAAUGUCAAGUAUUCCAAAGCAUUCCAUUACAUUUACAUUACAGGCAUUUAGCAGACGCUCUUAUCCAGAGCGACUUACACAACUUUUACAUAGCAUUUUUACACUGUAUCCAUUUAUACAGCUGGAUAUAUAGUGAAGCAAUUUCGGUUAAGUACCUUGCUCAAGGGUACAACGGCAGUGUCCUACCCGGGAAUCAAACCUGCGACCUUUCGGUUACAAGCCCAGUUCCUUACCAACUGUGCUACACUCCAUCCUUCUAUUCAAAAACUUCUAUUCGUUGUAAGCACUGCAAAAUGUAAUUUCACCAUCCGUGGAUAUAUCCAGAUAUCUGUUUGUCACCUGUCAUGCAGACAACCUUCAGGAUUUUUCCUGUUUUGUAAAAUCUUUGGUGGGCUGCACAAAUACAAUUUUGAGGUGGCAAAUGAAAAAAUUAGAAAGUUUAAUUUAAAUCUACUCGAAGAUUACAUUUUAAUAAAAUCCUGUUUUAGAUCUGCACAAGAGUGAACUGUGGUGUGAUGAAGUCAGCCACCCUCACAGGGCGCAUAUUACUCGAUCAGAAGUCAGGACAAAUGGGGCCGGGCAGUCAAUGUGGCAUCAGAUGCCAAACCAUCUGUAUAGAGCACUUUUUUCACAGUCGUUACAGUUUUGUGGCAGAGGUUUGGCAGGUGAUGUGCAAAAGCAUAUAUAAGUACAGACAACAACCAUACUAUUUUUUCUUGAACUGUCUGUCUAUUAAACAAGUGCGGUGUUGGAAAUUUCCUGGCAACAGAGAGAAGUGGAUGAGAAAAGCAUCUACUCGACCAUAUUCAUCAAGCUAGUGAGUCAUAUUCAUUAAGCCAGUCUAGCUAGCCAAUGCAGAUCUGAAGAGUAGCCUAGAUCAGUGGUUCCCAACCUUCGGUCCUGGGGGACGUUUGUGUAUGCUGGUUUUCAUUCCAACCACAGUUGAAUUCCAGAAUUUUAACAAGCGAGGUACUUUGCAUGUUUAGAGGGAUGAUUUAUUCUCUUCAGUGACAUUAUGUCGGAAAUAGCUACACAUGCCACAAAGGAUAAAAAUCCCAUGUUCACAUUGUGCUAAUUGUGCUAUAUUGCACACAAUUACAUAAAAAGGAUAAAUACAUUUUUAACUGAUCAAAUUAAAGACUGAGGACAAUCAAAAGGCUCCCAAUUGCGUUGUUGAACACCUGUCUUCAAGGUCUUUCAUAAUUUUUAAUUCCUUAAGUUUAUUAAAACAAUGCAGGUUUGGCUUGUUAUCAUUUGCUUGGUCUUUUAAUUCUUCAUUACUACAAAAUGGAAGGUUUGGUGCCCAUGUGUCCUUACUUUCACCAAUUAGGAGCACAUUGAUUCACCUCAGCCUUUAAUUUGAUCAGUUAAAUAAUUGUGUUACCUCUUUAUGUAAUUCUUUGCUAUACUGCACACUAAGCAAAAUAUGUUAAUGUUCUCACAUGAGAGUUUGUGUUUCAUUUAUUAAUGCAGACUGAUAUUUCAGUAAAAUUAAAGUUGAUUCAGUUUCAUUUGAAUCAUUCACCUUCAUUGGUCUUGGGCUUGUUCUACCAGAGAGAGGGUGGGUUUGACUGUGUAACAUCCACUUAAACUACGAGUGCAGAGAGCAAAUAUCGAUUGUCCAAUCUACAGUCCACAUCCCAAUGCACCAAAUCAGAGCAUGGUUACCAUCUGUGAUGUAUUCAAUUGUUAAAUAUUCUGUCUAGUAUGGACAUCACAUCAAUACAGUGAGUACUAUAAGAAAAUGUAAUUAAAUUAAAACAGGGAAGGGAGUGGGGAUCUAUGAGGUCAGAGGUCAGAGGAGUGUUCUGACUGAUUUAAAAAAAAAAAAAACCUGUUGCUACUAUGUUCAUUGCCUUAGCUCUGUAUUUGCUGAUGUGCUUUUUAAUAUGGAAGAAAUGACAUAAUUUACUUAACCACUUCUGAAAUGCAGUUGAUGGCCAUUUUACUUUCAGCAUUCAAUAGGGUUGCCAACUUCAUGCAAAUUAAAUCCUGUAGCAAAAAGCUUUUUCUGUGCUAUUGCCCUUAUUGCCCACAGACAAUGUACAGAAUUACAUGGCAGCAAUAGUAUAUCUUGCAUGUAUUGUCAUUCAACCAUCACUGCCAUGCACACAUUGCUGACUGCAAAAGAUUGUUGAAUAACUGUAAGAAAGAAGACAAAUACACAACAAUAGCCUUAUUUAUUAUAACUGAAGACCUAUGCUCAGGAAAAUCUUCAAUAACAACUAUCACUGUGUCUGUGUGCAGUGGUGCUUCUGAUUGGCUCGAACUGUAACAUGAUUCCUCUAUCAACCAAUCAGGUAUUCAUAACUAAAAUACGUGUUGAAUUUUGUGUUUGUCAACACAAAACUGCAGUGGACUGCAGGACUGCAGUGGCUUAAUUAAAAUAAGAUUUAUUUAAUAAUAACAAAGAAUAGGAUAGAAUUUAUUGCAUCGAGGACCCAGUUAAAACCCAGUUACCCAGGAUAAACAGCAGUCGGAUUGGAUUAAAUCUGAAAAUUGGAUUUUUCAAAAAGGAUAAAUGAGAUUCUGAUCCCUCAGAUUGGGAUUUGUAUUUGGUGUUCCAAUCCUACCUUUAACUGAGCUUAAAUCUUUUUGCAUUUUUCAAAUCUUAAAGGCUCAUCAGAAUGGUUUUGAUGCCAAAGAUUCAGAUAAUCUUGAUCCUAAUGGAAGGGUGGAUUCAGGGCUAAUUUAGGACCCUUAUUGUUAAAGGAACAGUGUUGUAACUGGUGAUAAUUUGUGGAGAAAAAACAGAAGUCAAAGCUAUAACGCUAAUAAUGGAUCAACACAAUUUGAUGAUUCUCAGAAAUGUCUUUAUUUCAAUUUUUCAGUAUGUUGCUUGAAAGAACCAGCAGAGAAAUGGGGAAUAUUGUUUGGAUUUAUUUUCCCCAUUGAAGUAGACAUUGAUUUCUAUCUUUCAACUUCUCUGUACUGUACACUUGUGCAAAUAAAUAGAUGAUAUAAGUAACAAACAUUUUAAGUGGUUCUUUAAUUUUUCCAUGAACAGGCAUGCUGUUAUUAUUUGGUCCAACAGAUGGCAACAUAGAGGUUGAUUAAAUGACUGAAAAUCUAGUUUUUAAAAUAUUGAUCUUGCGGUAUCUGGAUUAGAAUGAUCCUUUCUGAAAAUGUUCUGAAAAUCUUAUUCUAAAUCAGUAGGAUCAAUCUGAUCCUGGAUUGAAGAAAGGAGAAUAUAAUUAUUUGGAUAUCUGUGAUCCAGAUUAAAAGUUUUGAAAAAGUGGGCCCAGGAGAUCUUGGCCAAUUCCAGGAGUCUCCUGGCCAAUCCUUGAUAGUUGGCAACCCUAGUAUUCAGUGAUGUGUAUUUUGCCUGGAUAUACAAAAACAAGGUAUUCAUUGGCAAAUGAGUCCUUAUUUUGUAUGUGGGUGUUCUGUGAUUAUUUUGUUGUCUUUUUGCUUUUAAAAAUGUGGAAGUGAAGGCUUACAAACAUUUAAGCUGUUUUAAAGUCAGUUACAUGUAAUUUGUCAAAAAGGAUAUAUUUAUAGAAAAUGUGUCCAUCAGAAGAAUUCAUGCGGGGUUUUUUUCUUGUAUUUUGUCAUGUUUGUGAAGCUCUUGUGAAAAUGUGUAAAGCUGUUGUGUAAGUUCCAUCAAGGAUUAUGUAGUGUUCAUAUUAUGCAUUAAUAAAACACAAUCAAGCAA
This is a messenger RNA of Anguilla rostrata (American eel), 6307 nucleotides long. Its product is annotated as G-protein coupled receptor 83-like. Gene Ontology annotation, biological process: neuropeptide signaling pathway. NCBI's taxonomy places the organism in Eukaryota, Metazoa, Chordata, Actinopteri, Anguilliformes, Anguillidae. The transcript is spliced from 4 exons. Gene Ontology annotation, molecular function: neuropeptide Y receptor activity. Gene Ontology annotation, cellular component: plasma membrane. The record is from RefSeq and is a predicted model, not a curated record. The coding region runs from base 940 to 2229 and encodes 429 amino acids.